Messenger RNA from Durio zibethinus, 1218 nucleotides. Its product is annotated as abscisic acid receptor PYL8-like. NCBI's taxonomy places the organism in Eukaryota, Viridiplantae, Streptophyta, Magnoliopsida, Malvales, Malvaceae. Gene Ontology annotation, cellular component: cytoplasm; nucleus. Gene Ontology annotation, molecular function: protein phosphatase inhibitor activity; signaling receptor activity; abscisic acid binding. The record is from RefSeq and is a predicted model, not a curated record. Gene Ontology annotation, biological process: abscisic acid-activated signaling pathway.
AUAAAACAAUAAUACCCAAAUUUCUUUAUUUCUUUAUUCUUUAAUUUCUUUUUAAUUAAUAAUUUAUAAAUUCCAGGCGAUGAGAUGAGAAAGCAGUCUGGACCUUUCGCUAUAGGACCUGGCCGAUGGCGUUUUGUUUCGGACCUAUCUAGGACUCCCCGAUAACUGCACCCGGAUCCGCUAAUACCUCCAUCGGCUUUUUGACCGGUUUUCCCACUUCUUACCCGGCCUAGGGUUUUUGCUAGGGUUACCUCGAUGGUGACCAAUGAUUAUACCACCAUGAACGGGAACGGGAUUAUUAAGAUGGAAGAAGAGUUCAUCAAGAGGCACCACAAACAUGACGUCAAGGAAAAUCAGUGCAGCUCAUCGCUCGUUAAACACAUCAAAGCUCCUGUUCAUCUCUUUUUGAUCAAUCAGGUUUGGUCUUUGGUGAGGAGAUUCGAUCAACCUCAGAAGUACAAACCAUUUGUUAGCAGGUGUGUCGUGCAGGGUGACCUUCAGAUUGGAAGCGUUAGAGAAGUCAAUGUUAGGUCAGGUUUGCCAGCCACCACUAGCACUGAAAGGUUAGAGUAUCUAGAUGACGAUGAACAUAUUUUGAGCAUGACGAUUGUUGGUGGAGAUCACAGGUUGAAGAACUACUCUUCCAUUGUUACAGUCCAUCCCGAGGUCAUUGAUGGCAGACCAGGAACGUUGGUGAUUGAGUCAUUUGUGGUGGAUGUACCAGAUGGGAACACCAAGGAUGAAACAUGCUACUUUGUUGAGGCACUGAUCAAGUGCAACCUCAAGUCAUUGGCUGAUGUUUCAGAGCGUUUGGCUGUUCAGGAUAGGACUGAGCCGAUUGAAAGAAUGUGAAUAAUCUGGGUCCCUGUUAACUGCAUCAAGGUUCUUGUUCUGGGUGAUAAGUGAGUUACUCUUGUUAUUAGAAACUGAGUGGACGGUUUGGGCUUCCUACAGGCAGAAUCGACUUCCUUUUUCUUAUACUUUAUGUUCUUCUUCAUUUUACUAUAACUAGAUCUUUAGGUAUCUUGUGUUGAUAGUAGCUGACAAUUAAGUUGAUCAUCGGCCUACAGAUUUCCUAGAUGGAGAAACAUAAAAAAAUUCUUUGUGGUUUUUCUAUGUUGAAUAAUGGGGUGUUGUAUUGGUAUUUGGUUGUAAAUAACUGCGCACUAUCAAAAUUUUAUGUUAAUAUCUUAGGUUUUGCAUGUUCCUGUUAGAAAA